AUGGCCAACGUAAACGUAAACGUCGGUGAUCAUUUCGAAAAGCUCAGCAUUUACACCGUCGACUUACACGGAACAAAAAUAACCGUAACCGUUACCGCCUUCCCUUCCGUAGUCAAAAAGUGGCUCACUACCACGCUCCUCUUCCGCCGCCACUACGUCAGAAAGAAUCAACUCGUCGUCGGCCUCGGCGUCCAGUGGUUACCCCGCCGUAGAAAUAUCACCGCCGCUACAUUGCAAAUAUGCGUCGGUCAGCGCUGUCUUAUCUUUCAACUCGCGCAAGCCGAAUCCGUGCCGGAACGCCUCCGACGGUUCCUUAACGAUCCUAACCACACGUUUGUAGGAUUCUGUAACCAAUCCGAUAAUCGGAAACUGAAAUCGUCUAAGCAUGAAUUGGAGAUGUUCGGUGAUCCUCUUGAUCUAAGGCUGUACGCGGCAAAAUUAUGCAAUGAAGAUCUUGCCGGUGCUUCAAUGGAAGAGAUUGUGAAGAAAUGCGUUGGUUAUGAGUUGGAUCAGAGCAGAGAUAUCGGUAAAAGUGAUUGGAGUGAAGAGAAUUUGAGCGAAGAUCAAGUUGGUUAUGGUUGUGUUGAUGCUUACUGUGCUUUUCUGAUGGGUAAGAAUAUGAAAGCUUGGGAGUUCAAAAAAUGA
Molecule: messenger RNA, 645 nt
Organism: Lathyrus oleraceus (garden pea)
Lineage: Eukaryota; Viridiplantae; Streptophyta; Magnoliopsida; Fabales; Fabaceae
Exons: 1
Coding region: 1-645 (214 amino acids)
Biological process (GO): nucleobase-containing compound metabolic process
Cellular component (GO): nucleus; cytoplasm
Molecular function (GO): nucleic acid binding; 3'-5' exonuclease activity
Source: RefSeq, a predicted model, not a curated record